Letharia lupina is the source of this 1077-nucleotide messenger RNA. RefSeq lists its product as uncharacterized. The transcript has 8 exons. NCBI's taxonomy places the organism in Eukaryota, Fungi, Ascomycota, Lecanoromycetes, Lecanorales, Parmeliaceae. The record is from RefSeq and is a predicted model, not a curated record. Gene Ontology annotation, biological process: mitochondrial L-ornithine transmembrane transport. Bases 1 to 1077 code for a protein of 358 amino acids. Gene Ontology annotation, molecular function: L-ornithine transmembrane transporter activity.
AUGCCGCCACCGGAGCAUCCGCAUCAGGAGUGCGAGCUCUACCUAGCCUUCGCAAGGGCUAUCAAUCCUCGAGUUCAGGCUCAGGAAAGUUGGUCUCUCCGAAUGAGUACGCCUGGGCUUCUUACUCAUGCCGUUCGAACUUACGGAUGGACCUUCAUUCCCAACCAUGUGCUCCCGCCCAUGCUUGCAAAUGUUGGAGUUGGAGCAGUUCUGUACACGUCUUAUCUCCAGAUCUUAGGUACUCUGCACCACCCCUCUUCGCAAUCGCUGAAGAGAAUCUAUCCACCUCCACCAGUCUACUGCACAGCCUUAGCCGGAUUUUCUGCCGGCGUAGUCCAGAUUCGAGUCUUAAACAAAUCAGUGAUAGCGGCUCCUCUUGACGCUCUGUCCGUUCGCUUCCGUACCAGCGAGGUCUUGAGCGGCAAAUAUAACACGAUGUGGCAAUACGGCCGCAGCAAGCUCCGCGAGAUCGGUCCUCGUGGUGUAUUCGCGGGUUGGGGCCUGUCUCUUGUCAAAGAUUCAUUCGGCUAUGCGGCCUUUUUCGCAACCUUCGAGUAUGUCAAAGCCCAGGCUUACUACGGCUUCGUGGCCAAAUACUACGGCGACUUACAGAGCAAUCUACUUUCCCCAAUUCUGAGUCCCAAACUGGAUGGGACUGGGCCCAUCGAUGCCAUCAAACCGCACUACGCCAUCGAGCCGACCUUUUUGAUGCUUGCCGGAAUCGCAGCCUCAAUAAGUCAACAGAUCGUCCAGCAUCCACUCAAUUUAAUCCAGAACGUCCACUACAAGUCGCUCGCGUUCUUAGACUCACAGGCCAAGAUUGAUCAACCCAAGGCCGCGAUGUUGCGGAGCUAUUACGGGGCUUACAAGAAGACAUAUGACCAAUGUCUGGUGUACGCCCGCCGUUCUGGCGGUUGGCUAAGGUGGCUUUAUAAGGGGGUUCUCGUGAACACUAUCAAGCAAGUCCCAAGUACUAGCGCCGGCCUUGUGAUCUUUGAGCUCGUUAGGAGACGGUAUGGUAAUGAAGCGGAAGCUGUAAAGAUCAAGAAGCACGGUUAUGACAUCCUUCUAACGUGA